Messenger RNA from Chilo suppressalis (striped riceborer), 2719 nucleotides. The record is from the annotation of a GenBank genome assembly. NCBI's taxonomy places the organism in Eukaryota, Metazoa, Arthropoda, Insecta, Lepidoptera, Crambidae.
UGUUGCACCUGGCGCGUAGGUUUGGAACGUAGCAUAUAAGAUAACAAUAAUCAGUAAACGUAAGAUAAAAAGUUUUAAAGAAGUUUGUAAAGUAAUUAUCCAAGUCAUUUAACUACGAAACGUGAAAAUGAAAUGUAGUAUUUUCAUUCCGUCGUUAAUAAUAAGCUUUCUUUUGCUGGACAAUGUGAUGAGUUUACACAAGCGAUGUAUACGAUGUCGGUCACGUGGUGAAUUGGGGACAUGUGGAGAUCCAUUUCCAUUUAAUGUCACAGAACCUGAUGCUGAAGUUGGUAUCCAUGUUGUGGCUUGCCCUUCAGGGUGGUGUGGAAAACUUAUUGAAGGAACAACUGGUGCUUUCCGAUCAGAUGAUUAUGGUGCUGCAACCCAAAGGAUGUGCUUGCAGAGGCCUCCGAGUGACUAUGAAGAAAGGUGUGCAUACACAAUGUGGAAUCACAAGAAAGUUUAUAUGUGUUUCUGCAAUGGUGAUCUCUGCAAUGCUGCCUUUAGAAUCUCAAAGUUUCCUAUAACUCUCAUAAUAUCAAUACUUCUAAGUCUCUAUAACUUUUUAUAGUGAAUUUAUGUUAUUAAUAACAAAACAACCUAAAAGUUCUUAAACAAUGAAGUAUUAUAUGUAUAGACUUGAGCUCAAAGAGUUUAAUAAAUAUAAAUCUGAUUCAUUUUAAAAAGAUACCAAAUGUGAGUCAUACUUUUUGUGCCUAUAAUAAAAUUCCAUCUUUGUUGUGACUGAAUAAUGCAAUAAUAUAAAUUAUUUUUAUAUAUUUACAAUUUUAGCCUCUUAAGAUUUUAAUGAAUAUCCUUUUCAAUAUUGUUUUUGAAUAGGUACUAGCUUUUGUAUUAAAAAAUCCAAAUUAAUUAUUAACAAUAAUAUAUAUUUUCUUACAUACCAUUGUUCUGUGUAUUUGUGGUUAAAAAACCUAACAUACCUACAUGUUGUAUGUUGGUCUUUUGAUAUAUUUGUCUCAAACAGAGGCCUGUCGUAAAUAUUUCCUUCUGCUUUAUCAGCUUAGACAUAAAGUUAGACAAUAUUAGCAUCCAGAUUAUGAUAUUACUAAUUGUUUAUACAUGUAAUGUUUCCUAAGUUACCUGUAAAAAUAUAUUUAUGUAUAACUUUAUGAUAAAAUUGGAAGUGUUAAUCUCAAAUAAGCUAAACAACUGUGAUUUUAAUGUUCUUUUCUAUGCAGCUAAAUUGUACUUAAAACUAUAACUACUUGUGAUAUUUUCUCUCUUUUUUUAAAUGAGAAUAGGAAUGAAUUGACUAGGUUCUAGUUUUAUAAGUAUUUUUAGAUAUUCCAUACUUACAUAAUUAUUCACCCACAGUACUUACGUAUUCAAGUUCUGUCUACUCACCAAUCAAAUAUAAUGAAGUUAGGCUCAUUCAGGAAAAUUCUCAGUUGCAUAAAAAAAUAUAUCAUAAAUUUCUAGUAAUUUCCUAAUUAGACACCUAAUUUUUAAUAUUACAAUUGAGUAUCCAGUACAGUAACAUAAUAAAUGUUAAUGUAAUGAAAUAUGGUUACCAACCCUAUUCUAAAACUGUUUAUUUUUAAGGCAAUUUAUUUUUGUUCUUUUCUCUAUUUUGCUAAUAAAAUUUAAAAAAGCUUUGCAAUGUGAAAUUCUUAUGUAUAAAAAAAUCUUCAUCAUUAAACAUUCUCAUAAAAUUUUAUCAAUGUUCAUAUAUUUUAAGUACAACUAUUUUUGUAUGACUUUUUUACAUUCCAAUAAGAUUAAAGAAGAAUGUUGUGGGUAAGUGAAAAAAUUAAACAACAAUUGAAUGUAUCCACCUCAUGUAUUCACAUUUUUAUUGCUAGUAAAGUAACAAUUAUGACUUUUACGAAUAUUUUUACAUUAUUUUGUAUAUAAAUAUAUAAAUUUACUGUUGUGAUGUUGCAUGUUCUUAUUUUUACUGCUACGGUCGGUUAUAAGGCCACGUAUGACGUAUGCUGCCGAGGCGAUGGGGUUUGAGUUUAUUCUGUAUUCUCAGUUCUUGAUUUUCAAGUAGGGACUCGAUGUGAGGGAUCUCGUGGAAGUAAAGGUGGCCAUGGCUAUUGGCCUUUGCAACAGCUGCUAUCGCUUCGGAACCUUCAAGCAAAUAGGGGUCGAGUGGAUCACUUGCGGUAUCUGUAUCUGUUCGCGAUAUGGAAUGUUGGAAGCGAGGCGGAGAGAUCGGUGGUAGGAACAGGCCCUCCGGCCAUAAGGACUCCGGAUCCGGCGAGUCCACUUUGUACGGCGAAGGUGGCAGUACAGGUAUUGAUAUGUCCAUAUUAUUGUUGUAUAGCCAAGGUGCUACGCUCAGAGAGUUGCCACGCGUAAUAUCUUCGUUAUUGAAAGGAAUAGCAGGCCUCAUGCGUGGGUAACCAUUUCCUGGAGGCUGCUCAUACAUUGGCCUUCUGAACUUCCUGAAUGAAUUAGUCUGCGCAGGAUUUGACCUCCUGGCGAGUGUGGAGAUCGGAUCGCCCACCCCGUGCGUGAAGCUCCUGGCAGGCGUGUUGACGCUCACGUGCGAUGCGAACUGCGUGCCUGAUGCUGACACUUGCGAGCUCCACUGCACGACCCAUAGUAAAACGCAAGGCAGGCCUGUGAUGUAACCGGUCGAUGCUUUCUGAAAAAUAAAUAACAACUUAUUAUAAUAAAGGAAAACAAAAGUUGUUACUUAGUCUCUUGGUGAAAAUCAGCGUCAUGGCUGCUGAGCUGGAGGCUAUUU